Molecule: messenger RNA, 2351 nt
Organism: Anarrhichthys ocellatus (wolf-eel)
Lineage: Eukaryota; Metazoa; Chordata; Actinopteri; Perciformes; Anarhichadidae
Gene: gsr
Product: glutathione reductase
Exons: 13
Coding region: 390-1883 (497 amino acids)
Biological process (GO): cell redox homeostasis; cellular response to oxidative stress; glutathione metabolic process
Cellular component (GO): mitochondrion; cytosol
Molecular function (GO): flavin adenine dinucleotide binding; NADP binding; glutathione-disulfide reductase (NADPH) activity
Source: RefSeq, a predicted model, not a curated record
UUUUCUUUACAGCUGGCGUGUUGAGUGCAGUGUAGGUCUGCGCUAUUCUGGAAGAAAUACUACGCAAAUCUCCUUUAUCCUCUGGGAUUAUUUACGCUUGUUUUUAAAUAUUCUGCUACAAAAAUAACGUAUGCUAACGCUCGAGACGUCGCCGUUAUUCACACCCUAAAAUAUGACCUCCAACAUCUCAUCUGUGUAGUUUUACUUUUAUAAAAACCGCUAAAAGGCAACAUUUCUACGUGUUUUUUCAGAGGUCAGUUCACCCAGUGACACAGGAAGUGUUCAAAGCUUUUGUAUUUUAGGAUAUAAUGAAGUCAAACUACCAGCUGACAGAGAUAAACUACGGCACGCGGCGGAUGUAUAUAAUUAAAACGACCAUAAACGAAUAAAUGAUGCUGUUUAUGCGAAUCAACAGGCUGUUUCCUACUGUGUCACUGGCGUUACCGAGACACGGAGCUCUUAUCCGCCGCAGCAUGGCCUCAGAAGAAACGACCCGGUUCGACUUUCUGGUGAUCGGUGGCGGGUCCGGAGGUCUGGCCGGUGCUCGGAGGGCGUCGGAACUCGGAGCAGCCAGCGCCGUGAUCGAGAGUGACAAACUCGGAGGUACCUGCGUGAAUGUUGGCUGUGUCCCAAAGAAGGUUAUGUGGAAUGCAGCAGUUCAUGCCGAGUAUCUCCACGAUCACAGCGACUACGGCUUUGACGUUGGAAAUGUUCGUUUCAGUUGGGAAGCUCUGAAGGCCAAAAGGGACGCUUAUGUUAGUCACUUAAAUCGCAUUUAUCGCAACAACCUUGACAAAGCCAAAGUCCAAACUAUCCAAGGCCAUGCCCGGUUUACAGAUGAUCCUGAGCCGACUGUGGAGGUCAAUGGAAGAAAAUAUACAGCGCCUCACAUCCUCAUUGCCACCGGAGGACAGCCUACUGUUCUGAGUGAUGCUGACAUUCCAGGGGGAAGUCUGGGCAUUACCAGUGAUGGCUUUUUUGAACUUGAAGCUCUGCCAAAGCGCACUGUGAUUGUGGGUGCGGGAUAUAUUGCAGUGGAGAUGGCCGGCAUCCUUUCCACCCUGGGGUCCAAAACAUCCCUCAUUAUUCGACAGACGGGAGUUUUGAGGAACUUUGACAGCUUCAUAAGCACAAACUGCACCAAAGAGCUGACCAACUCUGGUGUGGAUCUGUGGAAGAACUCUCAGGUGAAGUCUGUGUGUAAGAAGGAAAAAGGACUGGAGGUGACGCUCGUCACCAAAGACCCAGAGAAGAAGAACGACGAGGAGAAGAUCAGCACCAUCCAGGAGGUGGACUGCCUUCUCUGGGCCAUCGGCAGGCAGCCCAAAACUUCAGGACUGAAUAUCGGCGCCAUGGGUAUGGAUAUGGAUGAAAGAGGCCACAUCGUGGUGGAUGAGUUUCAGAACACCAGCAUACCAGGGAUCUACGCUGUCGGGGACGUUUGUGGCAAAGCUCUUCUCACACCUGUUGCCAUCGCUGCAGGCAGAAAGCUGGCCCACAGACUGUUUGAGGGCAAGAAGGACUCCAAGCUGGACUACUCGAGUAUCCCCACCGUGGUGUUCAGCCACCCACCCAUCGGAACCGUGGGCCUCACAGAAGAGGAGGCCAUUAAAUCUAGAGGAAAGGAGAAUGUGAAGAUCUACAAGACUUCUUUCACUCCGAUGUAUCACGCCAUCACGAGCAGGAAGAGUCAGUGCAUCAUGAAGCUGGUGUGUGAGGGGAAGGAGGAGAAGGUGGUGGGCCUGCACAUGCAGGGUCUAGGCUGUGAUGAGAUGCUGCAGGGCUUCGCUGUGGCCAUCAAAAUGGGUGCUACCAAAGCCGACUUCGACAAGACUGUCGCCAUUCACCCCACCUCGUCUGAGGAGUUUGUCACAAUGCGUUAAUCCCUCUAGACCAGCAACCCAGACAAGCAUACCGGGGCAGAGUCGCUCCUCUGAACCACUCUUGCGUCAACUUGACCACUUUCUAAAUUGACAUAGUUACAUUUUCUCUCAUUUAAGUGACAUUAUUCGUGCACAGUUUUUCAUCUUUUCUAACUUCUUCCGAAAUGGACCAAGACCGAGUUAUGGCCUUCUUAAACUGUACUGUGGCUCUUGAUUAUUGAUUGAAUAUUGUGAAUUCCAUUUGAAUGCUUGUGAAAUGGAAGUGAUGGAUCUGCAGCUAUUGUUGUCAAGUGAUUGCAUUUGGUAAUCAAAAAGAGCUCUCCUAGUGUAUGUGUUUGAUUUGUUCGUCACUUGUCAGAUGAAUAUUACAAACACUGCUACGGACAUAUUUACUGCUAAUGCAAGGCCGUAACAUAUCUACUGUACUGUUCUGAAGAUUCACUAAACACACAGGGUUUGUUUUCUUAA